AUGACCACUCUUCGCCUUCAAGAUGUCAACAAUGACCUCCAAGGCCGGCUGGCCUUAGUCACAGGAUCGAGUGGUGGCAUCGGCUUAGCUUGUGCUAAGGCAUUAGCCGCAGAAGGCUGUGACAUAAUUCUGCAUUACUCCUCCAGUCAUGAAAAGGCAGAGUCACUCGCUUCCGACUUACGGAAGACCUACCCGUCGCAAUUGUUCGUCACCGCCCAAGCCGACCUGACAGAUCGUGAAGCGACUCGAAACCUCGUAUCGAAAAUUCUCUCCAACCCUGUCGUCUCCGAGAAGCACAAUGUGAUAUCAAUCUUAGUGGCAAAUGCCGGACUUGGGCGCCGUAUUAGGGACGUGAAAAACAUUGAAGAAGAAGACUGGGAUGAAAUGAUGGAAAUUAAUAUCCGAAGCCAGUUCGUCGUCACCAAGACUUGUGUGGAGGGUAUGCGAGCACAGAACUGGGGAAGAGUCAUUUUUGUGGGCAGCAUUGCGAGUCGCGGAAGCGGUUUAAACGGUUGUCAUUAUGCGGCUUCCAAAGGAGCUUUAUCCUCCAUGGCCCUCAACUUGGCUACUCUGCUUGCACCAGAGGGAGUCACUGUUAAUGUGGUAUCGCCAGCCAUGAUUGGGUCGACAGGCAUGAUUCCGGCCCCAAAGGCACAGACAUGGUCAUCGGAUUGCGACGUAGAGGCGCUGAUGUGGUCGGAUCUCGGUCUCGCAAUCGCAAGUGGCGUGCCGGUACAUCGACUUGGAGUUCCAGAAGAAGUUGGCAAUGUGGUUGCAAUGUUUGCCAAGACUGGGUACAUGACGGGCCAGGACAUACUGCUCACAGGUGGUUUAAAAUAG
This is a messenger RNA of Pochonia chlamydosporia 170, 840 nucleotides long. Its product is annotated as short chain dehydrogenase. The record is from RefSeq and is a predicted model, not a curated record. Bases 1 to 840 code for a protein of 279 amino acids. Gene Ontology annotation, molecular function: oxidoreductase activity. Lineage: Eukaryota; Fungi; Ascomycota; Sordariomycetes; Hypocreales; Clavicipitaceae. The transcript has 7 exons.